AUGGACAUGGCUGUGAAAAAAUCUAUGUUUAAUUUAUUGUCCCUGUUCUUCCUUUUUGUUCUUUUCGGCAACAUCAUAUUCGAUAUAAUCCUGAAACUACCAUAUGAUUUGGACUAUAAUUAUUAUUAUGAUGGGGGUUAUCUGGCCAAGCCACCGCUCUAUGGGCUGAAAAUUACCAUCGUGGUUAUCUACUUCAUCCUUUUUAUCAUGAAUCUCGUCACUCUGAUCAUGCAGACUUGCUGCAUAUGGAACAAGAACGAUCGCAACUUAGUUUGA
This is a messenger RNA of Oikopleura dioica, 276 nucleotides long. Lineage: Eukaryota; Metazoa; Chordata; Appendicularia; Copelata; Oikopleuridae. The record is from the annotation of a GenBank genome assembly.